AUGCUAUUUGAAUUGAACAAGUGUCAGCGUCAGGGGGACAUAGGGUCGGAGUCGGAGUCGAAGGGGGGGACCCUUUUCCAUUGGGUGUGCUCGAGCUGCAGUUGUGCUAGUCUGGUAUUUGCAUGCUCUGCCUUUGCCGAGGACGACAGUGCUCUCAAAACUCAAAAUAUUAACACUUUAACGCCAAGUUUUUUAUCCGGUUGCCGGAAGCAGACAACACAACACCCAUACGCCCACACACCAAUACAUCCAUACAUCCAGACAGCCAUUCAGACGCCCCGACACACACACACACACACACACACACACAUAGCCAUAAACUGUAGCGGUCGUUACGGUGGCAAAACGCCAUGUUGGAUUAUUCAACUCGACGCCAUUUCGCGUCACAAUGCGCGCUGUGCGCCGCCAUCAUUGCACUCGACAGCAAACGGCAAAAGCAAAGGCAACGGCACAUGCCGCCAACGUUUGCAGCCGGCCAACGCGGCGGAUGAAGUUGCAAUUCAAAGUCAUAAACACGUGCAGCGUGGGCGCAAAGUCGCAGCUAAGCUGCAAAGCAGGCGCUGCCACUGA
This is a messenger RNA of Drosophila grimshawi, 570 nucleotides long. RefSeq lists its product as uncharacterized. The record is from RefSeq and is a predicted model, not a curated record. NCBI's taxonomy places the organism in Eukaryota, Metazoa, Arthropoda, Insecta, Diptera, Drosophilidae.